Molecule: messenger RNA, 957 nt
Organism: Polypterus senegalus (gray bichir)
Lineage: Eukaryota; Metazoa; Chordata; Cladistia; Polypteriformes; Polypteridae
Product: olfactory receptor 5F1-like
Exons: 1
Coding region: 1-957 (318 amino acids)
Biological process (GO): G protein-coupled receptor signaling pathway
Cellular component (GO): membrane
Molecular function (GO): olfactory receptor activity; G protein-coupled receptor activity
Source: RefSeq, a predicted model, not a curated record
AUGAGCAAUGCAACCGUCUUUGUGUCCGAGUUUGUACUGCACUGUGCAAUCAAUUCAGAAGAUCGAAGUUUUACAGUUGUCGCCCUGGCCAUCAUCUAUCUAGUGACCCUUUUUGGAAACCUUUUGGUCAUACUGGUAAUAAUCCUGGAUCCUCAUCUCCAAACUCCAAUGUUUUUUUUGAUUGGGACCCUGGCUGUUAUAGACUUGCUGAACAACACUAACCUCAUCCCUAAAAUGAUGGCUCUUCUUCUGUUUGACACGUCUCCUGUGCCGUAUGGUGCCUGCUUGGUUCAGAUGUUCCUGGUCUUUCAUCUUGAGAUAGUAGAAUCACUUCUCUUCACUCUUAUGGCGUGUGACCGCUAUAUCGCUGUGAUUUACCCGUUGAGAUACCCUCAGCUUGUUACGGGAAGAACUGUCUGGGCAGGCAUCUUACUAUCCAAUGUUAUCUCAGGCAUGGCAAUGACAGUGUACAUGGUAUUUGUCACUGAACUUUCCUUCUGUCACACUAAUGUCCUACCUUAUUGCUUCUGUGACUAUGCCACCAUGGUUCUAGUUUCUUGCACUGAGAAUCCUAAAUACUUAAGUCUUCUCUCAACCACGGCCUCGACAUUUGGCAUUGGACCUUUAACUAUAAUCUUCUUUUCCUACAGCAAGAUUGCCCAUGCGGCCCUUAAGAUUUCAUCAGCUGAAGGCAAGAAGAAGGUCUUAAAUGUUCUCGUCACACACCUCCUCGUGGUGUUACUGUUUUACUUGCCACUGAUGACUGCUUUCAUUUUACCUGGAAUUGGAGUAAAACUGUCAGCCGAAGCCUACAACACUUUGGUGAUGGUUGCGACUAUCGUCCCCCCGAUGAUCAAUCCCAUCAUAUACAGCUUCAGGAACAAGGAAAUAAAAAAUGGAAUUAAGAAAAUUUUCUUGAGGAAAAGAACAAUUCCGGAAAUCAACAACCGUAUGUGA